GAGGCAGAAAGAGGAUAAGAGUGUAGCAAACACUAUUGUGUGUGUAUGACAGUGGCUCCUUGUAUUUCGCUUCUGUGAGAUUCAGAAUGUCGUCAAUAUUGUCUAUUUCAUCACCAAUCUCCCGUUGUUCUUAUUCCUCAAUUUCGAUUUGUCGCUUGCCAUGUUCUUUCACUGCACAUCCAUUUCUGAAAUUGCAAGAAAGAAGAGCGAAAGGGAAAGGGACAGUGGUAAUGAGCAUGGAGGCGGGUAUUGGAGUGAUGGGCACCAAAUUGGGUAUGAUGAGCUAUUUCGAAGCUGACGGAGAGGUUGUUCCCGUCACUGUGGUGGGUUUCAAAGAAGGUAACAUCGUCACUCAGAUCAAAACUGAGGCCACCGAUGGCUACAACGCCGUCCAGGUUGGUUACCGAAGAGUCAGAGACCGCAAAUUGACCAAACCCGAAAUGGGACAUCUCCAGAAGGUCGGCGCCAUUCCCAUGCGCCAUCUUCAGGAGUUCCGUCUUCAAACCAUCGAUAACUUUGAUCUUAACCAACGCCUUCUUUUGGAUGAAAUUUUCAAGGAGGGUGAUCUUGUGGAUGUCUCUGGCACCACCAUUGGCAAGGGUUUCCAAGGUGGAAUAAAGCGUCAUAACUUCAAAAGGGGUCAAAUGAGCCAUGGUUCAAAGAGUCAUAGACAAUUAGGAUCAAUUGGUGCUGGAACCACACCUGGGCGUGUAUACAAGGGAAAGAAGAUGCCUGGUAGGAUGGGAGGAACAAAGAGGAAGAUAAGAAAGCUUAAGAUUGUCAAAAUCGAUAAAGAUCUUAAUGUUGUAAUGAUCAAAGGUGCUGUCCCUGGUAAGCCAGGGAAUCUUCUUCGGAUAACUCCAGCCAAGAUUGUAGGCAAAAACAUUCCAAAGAAUUAGCAUUUCUUUUCUGUCUGUAACUUUUUUGUUUUCCUGUUAGCCCUCUAGCUUCAACUUUUGCAUUCUACUCUUGCUUUGUAUCGAUCGAGUUGAGUUAUACAGCACCUUACGAUUAUGAAUUAUGUAUCUUAAUCAACAUAAACCUUGGGAAAAUAAGUUCAAGCUUGUGUAAGUGCAGUUGAAUAGAAUUGCCUCUUAUAAAAAUAUAUGUAAUUCUUGACUUUCUAAACUUAAUAAUCAAUAAUUUAAACUUUCAAAUUCUUGAGGGUGUAGUCUUUGGUUAGAUAUGAAGAUUAAUGUAUG
Molecule: messenger RNA, 1202 nt
Organism: Abrus precatorius (Indian licorice)
Lineage: Eukaryota; Viridiplantae; Streptophyta; Magnoliopsida; Fabales; Fabaceae
Product: 50S ribosomal protein L3, chloroplastic
Exons: 2
Coding region: 87-899 (270 amino acids)
Biological process (GO): translation
Cellular component (GO): chloroplast envelope; ribosome
Molecular function (GO): structural constituent of ribosome
Source: RefSeq, a predicted model, not a curated record